AUGAAGAUCAUCAUUUGGAAUAGCAGGGGCGCUCUAAAGCCCAAUUUUCGGAGUCAUAUACAUGAUCUGGUUCAAAUCCAUGAUCCUGCCAUUAUGGUAAUCAUGGAGAUGAAGCUUGGUGGUGUUAGAGCCAAAGAGAUUACAGACACGCUCCCGUUUGAUGGGGCUAUUCACACUGAAACGAUAGGGUACACUGGAGGACUUUGGCUUUUGUGGAAUUCAAACAGAGUGGAAGUGGGAGCAUUAGCCAACACAGAGCAGGAAAUUCAUGUCGAAGUUAAGGUACGCCCUUCUAAUCUUACCUGGAUUUUUUCCGCAAUUUAUGCUAAUCCUAGGAGUGAGGAAAGGCACAUAUUAUGGGAUAAUCUGUCUAAGGUGGCUGAACUUCAUAAUAAACCCUGGGUUAUGGCUGGUGAUUUCAAUGAACCUUUAAUUGAGGAGGAUAAGUAUGGGGGCAGAGGAGUUCAUGUUAAUCGCUCUUUAGCUUUUAAGGACUGUCUUGAUUCUUGUAACAUGGUUGAUAUGGGGUUCUCGGGGUCGAGAUAUGGGGUUCUCGGGGCCGAGAUACACGUGGUCAAACAAAAGAGAACUUAA
This is a messenger RNA of Quercus lobata, 594 nucleotides long. RefSeq lists its product as uncharacterized. Lineage: Eukaryota; Viridiplantae; Streptophyta; Magnoliopsida; Fagales; Fagaceae. The transcript has a single exon. Bases 1 to 594 code for a protein of 197 amino acids. The record is from RefSeq and is a predicted model, not a curated record. Gene Ontology annotation, molecular function: catalytic activity.